AAGGAUGAGAAUGGAGAAGAUCAAGCUAUUGGCUAUGCAGAAGUUCAUAUGAAAUGCUAUAGUAUUGUAUGUGAAAAUUCACAAAAAAAUAUAAUUAAGGCUAAAGGUCUUAAAAAGUCUUUCAUCAAGAAAGAGCUUUUAUAUAAAAUAUUCGAGGACUAUGUUUUAGAAGAAAAAGAAAAUCAAUCAUGA
Molecule: messenger RNA, 192 nt
Organism: Racocetra persica
Lineage: Eukaryota; Fungi; Glomeromycota; Glomeromycetes; Diversisporales; Gigasporaceae
Source: the annotation of a GenBank genome assembly